AUGUCAGAGAAAGUUAGAUAUUUUCUUGAACAAUCUGUGCCGGAGUUGCAAGAUUUGCAGAAUAAAGGUUUAUUCGAGAAAAAUGAAAUCACAAUGAUCAUGAGAAGAAGAACUGAUUUCGAGCAUCGUAUUCAGGCCCGUGGUUGUAAACCAAAGGAUUUUAUCAGAUAUCUUGAAUUCGAAAAGAAUUUAGAAAAACUCAGAGGUAAAAGAUUUAACAGAUACAAAAAAGUUGGUGCCUGUGAUACCAGAAGAUCAUUGAGUGAUUAUGCUGGGGUCAAGAGAAUCUUUUUCAUUUACGAGAGGGCGGUUGAUCGUUAUCCAAAUGAAAUCAGUUUAUGGAAUAAUUAUCUUUUGUAUGCCAAGAAGAACGGUUCAGUGAAAACUGUUUACAAUAUCUAUACCAAGGUUCUACAGAUACAUCCAACAAAUAUUCGCUUCUGGAUCAGCGCUGCCAAUUACGAGUUUGAAGAGAAUUUCAACGUCAAGGCUUCAAGAGUCCUUUUCCAAAAAGCUUUGAGAUUCAAUGCCGAAUCAUUGGACUUAUGGUUGGCUUACACCGAGUUUGAGUUGUUAUAUAUUACUAAACUUUUGGAAAGAAGAAGAAUUCUUGGUUUGUUGACUGAAAAACAACAACAAGAAAACGAGGGCACAGAAGUCAAGAAAUCCAUAUUUGAAAAUCAAGAGGAAGAUGAAGACGACGAUAAUGUUUUGAAAUUACCAAAUAACAUCGAUGAUGAUGUUAAGCAAGAACUCAAACAAUUGCCAGAAGCCGACAUGAACAUGUUGGGAAACCCAGAACAAAACCCUGCUUUGCGUGGUGACAUUGCCUUGACGAUUUUCGAUGUGGCAUUCAAGACUUUGCUCAAACAUAAGGCGAAGAUCAUGAAUUCUGAAUCCAAGUUUUUAAAACAAACCAAAGAAGAAUUGGUUUUGGGGUACGCUGGUGAAUUCUUGGUGAUUUUUGAUAAAUUCAAGAAUUUGAAUAGAUCCAACUUGAGUGGACAUGUUAUCAACCAUGUGCUUCAACUUAUACCACACGACACUAAGGCCAAAUUGUUGGAUAUUGCUUUGCCAAUCAGAUACGAUACCAUUGAAUCGCAGAAUUUUGUUGAUGAUUUGAAGUUAUCGGUGAACAAGUUCAUGGCGUACAAAUCUAAAAUGGACGAUUCCAAGUUGACUGGUUUGUUUGUCGAAUACUUGAAUGAUCAAUUUAUUAAUAACGUUGAUAAUGAGCAUCUUAAUUCUGCCACGGAAAAAACUGUGGCUACUUUACAAGUUAUUAUCAAGAAGAUUUCAAACUAA
This is a messenger RNA of Saccharomycopsis crataegensis, 1305 nucleotides long. RefSeq names its product snoRNA-binding rRNA-processing protein UTP6 (gene UTP6). The transcript has a single exon. Gene Ontology annotation, molecular function: snoRNA binding; protein binding. The record is from RefSeq and is a predicted model, not a curated record. Lineage: Eukaryota; Fungi; Ascomycota; Saccharomycetes; Ascoideales; Saccharomycopsidaceae. Gene Ontology annotation, cellular component: Pwp2p-containing subcomplex of 90S preribosome; small-subunit processome. The coding region runs from base 1 to 1305 and encodes 434 amino acids. Gene Ontology annotation, biological process: maturation of SSU-rRNA from tricistronic rRNA transcript (SSU-rRNA, 5.8S rRNA, LSU-rRNA).